GUAUGUAUGGUUUCUUGCUGAAAUUUAAUCUUUGCCCUAUUUUUUCAUCCUCCCAUUAAAUUCGCGAUUUCUUCUUUCUUGGGCUAUUUAUUUGUGUUUUCCUCCAUUAAAUCUGCAAGUUUCCCCUCACCUGCUCUCCGAAUCUGGGAGAAAUUCGUAAUUGGCGAUUCCAUGGUGAUUGCUGCAGCUGUCAUCGUGCCUCUGGGCGUUCUCUUCUUCGUCUCUGGCCUCGCCGUUAAUCUCGUCCAGGCAGUUUGCUAUGUGCUCGUUCGACCUCUGUCUAAGAACACAUACAGAAAAAUCAACCGGGUGGUUGCAGAAACCUUGUGGUUGGAACUUGUAUGGAUCGUAGAUUGGUGGGCAGGAGUGAAGAUCCAAGUGUUCACAGACCGCGAGACCUUCAACCAAAUGGGCAAGGAGCACGCUCUUGUCAUCUGUAAUCACAGAAGUGAUAUAGACUGGCUUGUCGGAUGGAUGUUGGCUCAGCGAUCAGGUUGUCUUGGAAGCUCAUUAGCUGUGAUGAAGAAAUCAUCCAAAUUCCUUCCGGUCAUAGGCUGGUCAAUGUGGUUCUCAGAAUAUCUGUUUCUGGAAAGAAACUGGGCCAAGGAUGAAAAUACGUUAAAGUUAGGCCUUCAACGUUUGAAGGAUUUCCCUCAGCCUUUCUGGUUGGCACUCUUUGUGGAGGGAACUCGCUUCACUGAGGCUAAACUUAAAGCAGCACAAGAGUAUGCAACCUCUAGUGGGUUGCCUAUCCCUCGAAAUGUCUUGAUUCCUCGUACCAAAGGUUUUGUGUCAGCUGUUAGUAAUAUGCGAUCAUUUGUCCCGGCCAUUUAUGAUGUGACGGUGGCUAUUCCUAAGACUUCUCCCCAGCCUACGAUGCUCAGGCUUUUCAAAGGACAAUCUUCGGUUGUGCAUGUUCACAUUAAGAGGCAUUUGAUGAAAGAGUUGCCUGAAUCUGAUGACGGUGUCGCACAGUGGUGCAGGGACCAAUUUGUGGCCAAGGAUGCAUUGUUGGACAAACACAUAGCAGAAGACACCUUCAGUGAUCAGGAAGAACAGAACAUUGGUCGACCAGUGAAGUCAUUAGUGGUGGUUUCAUCAUGGGCAUGCAUACUAACAACGGGGGCAAUGAAGUUCCUGCAAUGGUCGAAACUGUUUUCGACGUGGAAGGGGAUAGGUCUGUCGGGGGUCGGGUUGGGAGUGGUGACCCUCCUUAUGCAGGUGUUGAUACGUUCCUCUCAGUCUGAGCGCUCGACCCCUCCUCCCCCCAAAUCACCAUCAUCAAACCCAACCAAGAGCAGAGAAGAGAAACACGAGUAAGCUUGUCGGUUCGGCUUUUUGACUAAUAACCAAACCAAAUUCCCAUUUACAUUACAUCUCUCAAUCAGAUUUCCAAAGCCAUUCAUGUAUAGGCCAAUGUACAACUUUCUACUAUGUAUUGCAAGAUUGGAUUUUGGGUUUUCUUUUAGUAAUUUUUCUGUUUUGGAUUUUGCUUUGUGGUCUUCUUGGAUGUUAAAGCACUUGUAAUGUUUUUGUGACAACCGUAUUAGGAAAUUAAUUAGAGGCAUAAUUGUUUUUGACAUUA
Tarenaya hassleriana is the source of this 1585-nucleotide messenger RNA. Its product is annotated as 1-acyl-sn-glycerol-3-phosphate acyltransferase 2. Gene Ontology annotation, molecular function: 1-acylglycerol-3-phosphate O-acyltransferase activity. Bases 172 to 1320 code for a protein of 382 amino acids. Gene Ontology annotation, cellular component: endomembrane system. The transcript is spliced from 12 exons. Lineage: Eukaryota; Viridiplantae; Streptophyta; Magnoliopsida; Brassicales; Cleomaceae. The record is from RefSeq and is a predicted model, not a curated record.